AUGGAUUGGGCCAACCAGUAUGAUGUGAAGUAUGAGGAUAUUGAUCAGUUGGAGGCUUUCAAGAAGGAAGUGAGGAGCAAUUGUCAGCCGCUGAAAAAGACCCAGUUGAGCAUCUACUGGACCAAGUGUACCUGUGGUGUAUUUUUAAAGCCUGAUGAGAACGGGGAGAAGGUCAAUAUGCAUCACUUCGGCUGGACCUCGUCCCGUGCAGCUUCACGUCACAGAACGGCUGUUGCUGUGCGUUGCGCUGAGCUUUCGGCUAUGGGGCUGGAUGCGAACUAUCCGGGCUUUGAGAAGGAUGGCCAUGAGAUCGAGAAGCUGCGAGUGAACGGGCAGUUGGCCUUGCAUUUCCUGUGCCUUGACAAUGGGUAUGACCAGCUGUUCCAGAAUGGGCGUGCCUGA
Durusdinium trenchii is the source of this 402-nucleotide messenger RNA. NCBI's taxonomy places the organism in Eukaryota, Dinophyceae, Suessiales, Symbiodiniaceae. The record is from the annotation of a GenBank genome assembly.